Molecule: messenger RNA, 4268 nt
Organism: Pelodiscus sinensis (Chinese soft-shelled turtle)
Lineage: Eukaryota; Metazoa; Chordata; Testudines; Trionychidae
Source: RefSeq, a predicted model, not a curated record
GUUCUUCAUUUUAAGUAGUUGAGAGUCAGCUCACAACCAAUUUCAAAAUGUGUGGUAUCUGGGCCCUUUUUGGAAGUGAUGAAUGCCUUUCUGUUCAGUGUCUAAGUGCCAUGAAAAUAGCCCACCGAGGUCCUGAUGCAUUUCGUUUUGAAAACGUCAAUGGCUUCACCAACUGUUGUUUUGGUUUCCAUCGUCUUGCAAUUGUUGAUCAGUUAUAUGGCAUGCAGCCUAUUCGGGUGAAGAAGUUUCCAUAUUUAUGGCUGUGUUACAAUGGAGAAAUCUACAACUUCAAACAGUUGCAAAAGCAAUUUGGAUUUGACUAUCAAACUUUAGUAGAUGGUGAGGUAAUCCUUCAUCUUUACAACAGAGGAGGAAUAGAGCAAACAGCCUCCAUGCUAGAUGGUGUGUUUGCGUUCAUCUUGCUGGACACUGCAAACAGGAAAGUGUUUCUGGGAAGAGAUACGUAUGGAGUCAGACCAUUGUUUAAGGUGUUGACUGAAGAUGGGUUCCUGGGUGUCUGCUCUGAGGCAAAAGGUCUUAUCAACUUAAAGCACUCUAUGUCCUCUUGUCCUAAAGUGGAGCCAUUUCUUCCGGGACACUAUGAAGUAUUGGAUUUAAAGCCAUCUGGCAAAGUUGCAUCGGUGGAACUGGUAAAAUUUCAUAGUUGUAAAGAUGAACCUCUGCAUGUGGCGUAUGAUACACUGGAAAAUCUGAAUGCAGGUUUGGAUCUUGAAACUGUGAAAAGCAACAUUCGUCUUCUGUUUGAAAAUGCUGUUAGAAAACGUUUGAUGAGUCAUAGAAGAAUUGGUUGUCUUUUGUCAGGGGGGUUGGAUUCCAGUUUGGUUGCUUCAGUGGUCCUGAAAUUGAUGAAAGAAUCAAGCAUCAAUUACCCGUUCCAAACCUUUGCAAUUGGAAUGGAAGACAGUCCUGAUUUACUGGCUGCCAGAAAGGUAGCUGCUCAUAUUGGCAGUGAACAUCAUGAAGUAAUAUUUAAUUCUGAAGAAGGAAUUCAGGCAAUAGAAGAGGUUAUUUUUACACUGGAAACAUAUGAUAUUACAACAGUUAGAGCUUCAGUUGGUAUGUAUCUGGUUUCCAAAUAUAUACGUAAGAAAUCGGACAGUGUGGUCAUUUUCUCAGGGGAAGGCUCAGAUGAGCUUACACAAGGCUAUAUCUAUUUCCAUAAGGCCCCAUCUCCUGAAGAAGCUAUGGAAGAGAGUGAGAGGCUUCUGAAAGAACUUUAUCUGUUUGAUGUACUUCGGGCAGACAGAACUACUGCAGCUCAUGGUCUUGAACUAAGAGUCCCAUUUUUGGAUCACCGAUUUACAUCUUAUUACCUAUCCUUGCCAGCGGAACUCAGAAUUCCAAAGAAUGGAGUUGAAAAGCAUCUCCUGAGAGAAUCUUUUCAGGAUUCCAACUUGCUUCCGAAAGAAAUACUCUGGAGACCCAAAGAAGCUUUCAGUGAUGGUAUAACAUCUCUCAAGAAGUCUUGGUUUUCAAUUCUUCAAGAGCAUAUUGAUCUCCAGGUUGAUGACCUUCUGCUGGAAAAAGCAGCAGAGAAAUUUCCUUUUAAUCCUCCUAAAACUAAAGAAGGCUACUACUACCGCCAGAUCUUUGAGAAGCAUUAUCCUGGGCGAGCUGAUUGGCUCCCCCAUUAUUGGAUGCCACGAUGGAUUGAAGCUACUGACCCUUCUGCUCGCACGUUGAAACAUUACAAGUCAGCUACCAAAGAAUAAGCUUUCCAGUUGUGUUGAAACAGAAAUUGUUGCCCAUUGGCUUGCUCUGUGCAAAAGCUGAUUAUAUCACCCAAUAGUCUAAAGAAUAUUCCGAAUGAAUUUGGACAAUGGUAUUUAAGAUGAACCAUUUCUAACCAGUAGAAUUGUGUAAAAAUUAACCUCAGUACAGAUGGCUUGCACAGGAACCUCUGCCUCAUUUAAACUACAGUUCUGAUCUAAAAAACUACUCUGUGGAAAGGGCACCAUUAUACUAAGCAGCUCUGCCUCUUGUUCAUACUCAGUCAUAUUGACUGACUUCAGUUACAUACAUAUAUUUUUAACAAGAGGCCUCUUUGGAGUACUUGAAUGGCUCAUAAAAUGUGUGCUGACUUGAAUUUCAUCUUGGGGAUAUAGAAUGAGCAUUUAUGGACUGAACAGUCUAUCUAGGCUCCUAUGUUUAAACACUGUAGCAUUCAGAUGGUUGCUUAGACCUUGGGCAAGAUAUGCAGAUAUUUACAAAUUCUCGGUACAGAUAUAGAGAGGUACUUAGUGGGAUUUGUGGAAAUGCCUAAGCAGGUGAGGUGCGUAACAAAAGUCAAUCUAACCUGCGUAGGUACUUCUGAAAAUCCCACUACAGUCUCAUUAGGCACUGAAGGGUAGUGGGGGUGGGAGGAUGCCUACAUAGGGAUAAAUAAAUCUGCAGCUGGAUUGGGUCCACUGUCUCAGUCUCUGGGACUGAAAAAUAGCUGUGUAGACAGACAUUCAGGCUGGAGCUUGAGCUCUGGUACUCUGCAAGGCAGAAGGUUUCAGAACUCGGGCUGGAACUUGAACCUAAGCCCAGAAUAUCUACACAGCAAUUUUAUCCCUGCAGCUGAAAUCCCAUGAGCCUCAGUCAGCAAACUAGGGCCAACCACAGCCAUGACGGGGGACUUGUUGAUUUACACAGGGAUAAAUGUCUUUGUAGAUCAUAUGGUGGUAAUAGGUUUGGUACAAGAACUUGAACAGCUUGGAAUAAAACUGACCAGUUUUAUAUCAUUGUUUCUAGCUAAAGGGCUUGAUUUUUUUUAAAGUAGGUAUAAUGGUGAAUUGGGGAUAGGUCCUUAGUGCACAAGCCCACACAGCACAUGGUGGGCUGCAGUAAGUUAAAGCCGUUGGAAGUUGGCCCAAGUUGGGAGAUCUGUUUUGAGUGCCAGAGCAGCACCCCAGCUGCAGGAUCUCCUUGGUUUUAUGCUUUGCUUUCUGUGCUGAAAUCCAACUCCUAGAAUUUAUUGGACAUUUUACUGUGUAAGGACUUCAGGAUUGGAUUAUUUGUCUGAAAGAGAAUUUUAGUUCUUUCCAAACAAGGAGAGGUAUCUGCAUAUCCUUAUUGCAGUGCAAAUGCAUUUCUACACAGCUCGCUAUUCCACCCAGAGACUAUUUGAAUGGGAUGAUAUUUUUAAAAAUGGGUUUUAUUAUAUUAAUGGUGAUCAAUAACUACACUGUUUACCAAUUAGAUGGCAAACUCCAAUUUGUAUAUUAAACUUAGAAAAGCUUAGUAUUUUUUUAUUUCUUUAAAUUAAAAACUGUUUAAUUAAAAAAAAAUUUUUCCCCAAUAUUCUCUGACAUUCUGAAGUGAAGCACUAGAGUUCUUUGUAAAAUGCCUGAGAGCUUAUUUUUUCAGUGCUACAUUUCUUUAGGAAUCUACUAAAAUCCCACAGGUGGCACCCUGGAACCUAUGAACAAUUCUCUGAUGGCUUUCUGUACAUGGCUGUAUUUUGACUGACACAUGUACACAUUCUGUCUAAUUAAGGUUAUAUGGUUUAUAUAAUUGUGUGGUGAGACUUCAUAAGGGACCUAUUACUUAGUUUCAGAAAAAAAGUUUGCUUUCAGGGCAUUUCUACACAGCAGCGUUAUUUUGGAACAACUGACAUUCUGAAAUAACACAACGCGCGUCUACACAGCAAGCCAUUAUUUGGAAAUAAUGUCGAGCUGGACAACUUCUUAUUCUAACUCCUGUAACUCUCAUUUUACAAGUAGUAAGGGAAGCAGAAGGAAGAGUGUUCUUCCUUCGGCUUCCUGCUGUGUAUAUAGUGCCAAAAGCCAAAUUAAGCUAUUUUGACUUCAGCUACACUAUUGAUGUAGCUGAAGUUGUGUAGCUUAAUUUGAAUUUUGCUCUGUGUGUAAACAUGCCCUUAAAGAACAUUCUGCAGAUACACACAAUCAAAGAGCUCUGAUAGAUGCUAUGAAGAAAAACAUUCAUUGUCAAAUAGUUAAUUAGAACAUAAUUUAGUUUAGAGGUUGCAGCUAUACUCUGCUUUUUUUAUGGCUUUGUUAGAUAGAGAGGGUAUUGUGUUGAUAAGAGAGUGUCUUGGGUCCAACAAAUGGUAAAAGUGAAUUCAACUUACUUUUAAACAGUUAAGUGCCAUGAUAUUUCAUCUCAAAUUAGUACUGAUGUACUUUUUCCAUUGUAACAACUACCAUUACCAUCCUUGAAAUCUCUUAGACACAGAAGCUAGAAAGAAAAACAUUUAAAGAAUUGAAAUGUAAAGGACCGAGUAAAGCUUUUUAUUGCAUCAA